UAAAUAAUCGAAACGCAAAUGAAGCACGGGCAGGUAAGUAGAACUACAGUAAACCCUUGUUAAUUGAGACACAUAUGGGCCUCUGGCCUUGCCGAAUUAUUCAAUAUUCCGAAUUAUGUACAAAGGUACUCCCCAUUGUACAUAAUAGCGACGUUUAUCCUGUAGAUAUGCCUAAAGCGCAGCCGUGCCAAAUUAUCCCCAAUUACGAUCAAAUACCGAAAUGACGAGGUUCUACUUACUUUCAUCAAACCUUUCAUCAAACCCUAUGUACGUGUAGGGGAGUGUACAAGAGAAGGUUCUGGAAGGGCGAGUUGAGGAGAUGGUUGAAAACAGGUGGCUGGACACGCGUUGGCUGGACACAAAGUGGGGGGCCCCCUGGCCGAUAGGGCCGGGCCCGAGCGAGGCACACGCGGUCUGACCGGGCGGUUGUUCAGGGGACUAAUCGACGACCAGAGAGGUGGGCGACAUCGAGGCCGAAUGUUCGAGAUCUGACAGUGGAAACCAUCGGGGUUGGCUGUUAAAGACUCGGACUGAGUGGAAACCACCGGGGCUGAAGAAAGCCAUCAUCAGCGUGGCAGUCGUUACGCUCACAUUUUGUAUACGUUCGGAUAAAUGCAGCUCAAACUUCCUUGAAAACGGAUGUCUCCAAGGAGUUUAUUUUACAUGUUCUUUAACGUAAUUUUUUGUUAACCGAUGCAAAGCUGCAGUUAGAUACAAGGACCAUUGACCUCAUGGUAGAUCGAGUGCUCAGCCGGCACAAUCUCAGCAUAGCAAGAAUUCACCUGGGAAACUGACACUGAACCUUCAGGCCGGCAGUUAUAAUGAAGAGGGUUGAGAGGCAUGGAAAUAUAUAAUAGAUGAUGUUUUGAGCAAUUACCUUCUUUUUCCUUUUACAGCAGUUGUAUUGAUGAACGUGACGUCUUUGUUUUAUAUCCGAAGUGUGCUUUAUCACAAGUUGUCCAUCACCUUCCCCCUACCAAUACAAUGUAUGUUGAACUUCUUUCGCACCGUACGUAACCAACCGUGCUAAUCGGAGGUGCGGUGGGGGGGGGGGCGACAAAAACAUACGUCGCUUAUAUCAAAACUGUGCUGGUAUCAUGUGUGCUUAUAUCCCGCUUCUACUGCGGUAAAAGAAUGCGUCCCAUUGUCCACGACAUCCUUCCUGAUAUACACUGCCGUGGUGGUGUGACACCAGCGAAGGUACCACCAAAACACGUGUUUCUGAAAAAACAAUCUCAACGUGCUCUGUAGGUGAUGGAGGACUCCGUAACGCCAACAAACGCCAAGACCAGUUUGUGGGCCAGCUUACCACUCCGCUCCUAUCAGAGUGGAGCUCUGGCCGGCUCGGCCAGCGUUCUCGUCAGCACGGCCCUCACCUUCCCCAUCUUCAAGGCGAGCACUCGGCAACAGAUGGCCCUGAGUCUCUCGGCACGGCCGGUGUUGGCGCAGCUGCUAAGCGAGGGCCUGAAGUCCUUGCUGCUGCGUGGACUCUUGGCUCCCAGUUUGCAGCGCGUGCUUUGCCGCUCGAUAAUGUACGGUAACUACGAGUUCGUCCUGGGGAAGCUGGCCCACAUGGGGCCCAGGCUGACCGACCGGAGCCGUUUGGCCUGCUCCCUGGCCGCCCUGCUCUCCGGAACGCUGGAGGCCGUGCUCACACCCCUCGAGAGGGUGCAGACUCUGCUGGUGAAUCCGCAGACCCGCGGGCAGCACGCCUUCCGGCACUCCUUCUCCGCUCUUUCGCACCUCGGCACGCUGGGCUUGCGCGAGCUGUACGUCGGACUCACGCCCGUACUGCUCCGAAACGGACCCAGCUUCGCCCUCUACUUGUAUAUCAAGGACAGCGUCACGCUGCUCGUGCCCGCCUCCGUUCGAGGCCGCAGCACUUUUCUGGAGGGUGCGUUCAUGGGUGGCUUCUCGUCCCUGCUCACGGGCCUCGCCUUCUACCCGCUCAACACCGUCAAGGUGCAAAUGCAGGCCCGCAUCGAGAGGCAUCAUCUGGGCUUCCUGGCCACUGCACGCGACGUGGUGUGGCGGCAGGGGACCAGGCGGCUCUACCGCGGCGUUACCGCGCAUUGCCUGGGCUCCAUCAUCUCGUGGGCCGUGUUUGAGGGGUCCUACCGGGUCAUAAUGGAAAUGAUGUAGAGCACUACACCACCACAAGCCUGUUGGGAUAUAUGUGGUUUGUGACUAAAAGAGGUUUGUAUAAAACGAUCUCGGGCAAAACAAAUUUUGGUUGGCUUUCUUACUCUGCCAGCAAUUUUACAAAUUGAAAAAAAAAACUUGGCUCAGAAACAAAGUUUGGAUCGAUUUCAGAAUGGUCUCAUUCAAAGAAUCCUGAUAAAAAAUUCGUAGGGGGGGGUUUACUAGGUUGAGGUAUGCGACUGAAAUGAAAACAAUUCAGGUUCUAUACCGGCGACUGAGGGCGAAUACGAAUGUAGGUGUCAAAUGCUUCAAUGGAUUUUAUGAUGGUACAUUUUAAAACGAGACCUAUGUUUAAACGUUUAAAGUGCAUUUACGGUAUAAUAUAUUAAGGAAAUGCAUCUUUAUAAGAGUGCUUCUCAACCUUGUUGGUAUGGCAGCAAAAUCCCCCACACCCUCCAGGUUACUAAGGCCAUAAGAAAGAUAUCCACGCCUCUAGUCAAGUGUUAAUGAGGCACGUGCUUUGAGUAUGAUUGUUUUAGCGCUGCAACGUAGCGGAGACAUCAUUACUCGCGCAUUGAACAUUUCUCCUGAACGGUAUCCAUGCCGCAGCUCGUGCUCCCCCCUGAACGGCUUUAAUGUCCCCCAGGCGUACGGAUCCCCAAUGCGAUGAGAACCGCCGAUUUACAAAGAGCCCUAAUUAUGAUGUGACAAAAUGUAUUUGAUACGAAACACUUGGCAGGAAAUGGAGAUUUGGGGCCGUCCAUAAAUGACGUCAUGCACCUAGGGGGGUGGGGGGGGUCAGACA
Petromyzon marinus (sea lamprey) is the source of this 2947-nucleotide messenger RNA. The record is from RefSeq and is a predicted model, not a curated record. NCBI's taxonomy places the organism in Eukaryota, Metazoa, Chordata, Hyperoartia, Petromyzontiformes, Petromyzontidae.